AAAGUACUUAUGAAAAUAAUUUAUUAUGAAUUUUGUAGAAGUGUCUGACAGUAAAAUGUCAGUGCACUUACCAAUAAUAAAUAAUAGUUUAAGUAUACAAACUAUUCGUGGAUGCUUUCCAAAUGUAAGUGGGCUUACAUUUAUUAAUGAAAAUAAUCAAAAGUGUGGACUUAGCAUAGUCAAUGAUAAAUUCGAAUUGUUGCCUGGUGUAAGUAAAUAUGAAGUUCACAGUUGCAAUAUUUUAAAAAAGCAUAAUGUCAAUGAUAUAAAGAGAAAAAGGAUUACUGAGAUAAUGAAAGUAAUUGAAGGAAAGUCAAGUGAUAAGCCUGCAUCAGUUGAAAACCAAGAAUACGAAUUGAAUACCGAAUGGGCACAGGUCGAAAUAGUAAAUUUGGUAAACGAUGGUACUGGUCUUGGGUUUGGUAUUAUUGGCGGGAAAAGUACUGGAGUAGUAGUAAAAACAAUUCUUCCAGGAGGCGUUGCUGACCGGGAUAACAGGCUACAAAGCGGUGACCAUAUCCUUCAAAUAGGAGAUGUAAAUUUACGAGGGAUGGGAAGUGAGCAAGUUGCAACCGUAUUACGACAAUCAGGGGCACACGUCCGGCUAGUAGUUGCUCGACCUAUUGAGCCUACUUCUCCAGAUUAUCAGACGUUGGAAAGUCAUGCUCCAAUUGUACCAACGAAAGUACUCGGUGAUCCUGAAGAGUUAAGUCGUCAUUUACUUCAUAACAACACAGAAGGAUUCAAUAGUCACUGUAUUCAAAAGCGAGGAGAAAUCAAUGAUGGAUAUAAUAAUGAAGAAGGAUCAGAUUUUGAAUCUCACGGUUAUGUGUGUGAAAAAGAAUUAUCAGGUAUUUUUGUAAAAAGUAUAAGCAAAGGAAGUGCUGCAGAAUUGAGUCAAAAGAUACAGAUAAAUGACCGAAUUGUAAAAGUGAACAACUUUUCAUUACAAGGAUACUCAAAUCAUGAAGCUGUCGAAGUUCUCAGAAAUGCAGGAAAUAUUGUACACUUAGUUAUUGAACGAUACCUUAGAGGUCCAAAAUAUGAACAGCUCCAACAAGCUAUAGCAGCAAGUGAGAUCAAACUACCUCAAUUAAAUUCUCCGUCUAUAACAAGUUUACCGAGUUUUUCAUUCAGUACGGAUGGUGAUACUUUGACUGAAUUUGAAACAGAAAUCAAAGUACCAAUUCAGGUCAAUCAUUUUAUACAUCCUAUUGAUAAAAAUCAAUCAGUGAUCGCAAAAAAAAGUGAUGUGGAUGAUACAAUUGACUUAUCAAGUAACCCAAUAACUGAUUUAACUCCACAAACUGAAGAAGCCAUCAAAACCAAGUGGAAAAAAAUUAUUGGAGAAGACACCGAUAUUCUUAUUGCACAAAUAAAAAAAUCUACCGUUGGUAGCGGCCUUGGAAUAAGCUUGGAAGGUACUGUGGAUGUGGAAAACGGAAAAGAAGUAAGACCUCAUCAUUAUAUUCGAUCAAUACUUCCAGAAGGCCCUGUUGGAGUAAGUGGCAUACUGCGAUCAGCGGAUGAGUUAUUAGAGGUGAAUGGAGUUCACUUAUUUGGAACAAAUCACACUGAAGUCGUUACAAUUUUACGUGAGUUACCCUUGCGUGUUAGACUGGUUUGCGGUCGAAAGAAAUCAAUACAAGCAACAUCGCGAUUCAUUAACAUAGUUGACGAGCAUGCAACUGUUGAGUCAAAGGAUCCAACAAAUUCACACGAAACUGUCAUCAUCAUUCGUUCUCUAGUGCCUGGUGGCGUAGCUGAAACAAAUGGACAGCUGAUUCCUGGAGAUCGUAUUUUAUUUGUUAACAAUGUUGUUUUAACCAAUGCAACUUUAAGCGAAGCGGUAGAGGUACUCAAACAGGCACCAAAAGGAAAAGUUCAACUAGGUGUUGCAAAACCAUCACGGGUACUAAAACGUUAUUUGUAUGUCAGCACUGCAGAAAUGACAUCUAAUACUGUCGAUUGUACAACACGAAGUAGUGUCGAGAAUCGAAAAUGCGUGCAUGACAAAAAUAUCAAUAAUGAACUAUUAGCUCCAUUAAUAUACGUUACAGUUUUUAACAAUGAUAUAAACGAUGAGAACCUUGUGAAAUCUAAUACAAUUUGAAUUCUAAAUGAGUUUUCGCGUAAGAAAAGAAAUUAAAGAUUUGUGAUUAAAAGAUUUAUGAGCUUCUUGAAAUUCUGUUCAAAUGAUAACCAUUUUUUUAAGUCUUACAAAAAGAAUUGAUGAGUAAAUUACAUAUUGUACUCUUGACCAGUUAUUAUUCUUAUCAUGGGUAAUACGUUGUGAUUUUGAAAUGAAUUAUUUUUAUCUAGCAAUCAACAAAUACACAAUUUUUUUCUCUUUGUAACAGGUUAUAGUAAUAGGGGUAAUACUACUCUUAGAGAGUCAAAUAAUGAUGAAAUUGUUAUCUCUUGCAAUCUUAAGUUAGUAGUGUAUUCACCGUGCAUAUACAGUGCAUUGACUGUGUAUCCAAAGUGCUUGUGAUGUGAUCAUUGUGAACAUACAGUAACUAAACCAUGUACAUAUUGUAUUUACAGAAAAUGCUUUACUUGCAAAAAUUCUAAGUCGAACAAAUUAUCUCGGCUUUCAGAACCGGUCUCAAACAUGGAAUAAAUCAAAAAGAUCGAAAAAGAUUGCUACAAAAUUUAAAAAAUUAUUAAAGAAAUUGAUUUUCCAAAAUA
Molecule: messenger RNA, 2691 nt
Organism: Cotesia glomerata
Lineage: Eukaryota; Metazoa; Arthropoda; Insecta; Hymenoptera; Braconidae
Product: patj homolog
Molecular function (GO): protein binding
Source: RefSeq, a predicted model, not a curated record